UCAUGCCAGCCCAGCCAUCCCAGUCGUCGCCGGCCGCAGGGCGACACCCGACUGGAGCCCCCAGCCGCAACGCAACCCACCCAAGAAGCAGAGUAGAAUAUUCCGCCGUGGACCGAGCAGCAGUGAGCUCUGAGCAGAGCUACAUAUACCCCGUGGCCGCGCCGCGCCAUUUGUGCACACCCACAAGCUUCAAGCUCCCUCCAGGCAUCUCCCAAAUCCCCCCAGCCGAACAAACAAACUUGGACAGGGGCAGCUAGCAUCCAUCCAUCCGCCAUGGCGCGCGGGGGAGACGGCCUGCAGGUGCUCAGCGCGCUGGACGCGGCCAAGACGCAGUGGUACCACUUCACGGCCAUCAUCGUGGCCGGCAUGGGCUUCUUCACCGACGCCUACGACCUCUUCUGCAUCUCCCUCGUCACCAAGCUGCUGGGCCGCAUCUACUACACGGACACCAGCAAGGACAACCCCGGCUCGCUCCCUCCCAACGUCGCCGCCGCGGUCAACGGCGUCGCCUUCUGCGGCACGCUCGCCGGCCAGCUCUUCUUCGGCUGGCUCGGCGACAAGCUCGGCCGCAAGAGCGUCUACGGGAUGACGCUCAUGCUCAUGGUCAUCUGCUCCAUCGCGUCGGGCCUCUCCUUCGGCCACACCCCCACGGGUGUCAUGGCCACGCUCUGCUUCUUCCGCUUCUGGCUCGGGUUCGGCAUCGGCGGCGACUACCCGCUGUCCGCCACCAUCAUGUCCGAGUACGCCAACAAGAAGACCCGCGGCGCCUUCAUCGCCGCCGUCUUCGCCAUGCAGGGCUUCGGCAUCCUCGCCGGUGGCAUUGUCACGCUCAUCAUCUCCGCCGCGUUCCGCGCCGGGUACCCUGCCCCGGCGUACAAGGACGACCACUUCAACUCCACCGUGCCGCAGUCCGACUUCGUGUGGCGCAUCAUCCUCAUGCUCGGCGCCUUGCCGGCGCUGCUCACCUACUACUGGCGGAUGAAGAUGCCCGAGACGGCGCGCUACACCGCGCUGGUGGCCAAGAACGCCAAGCAGGCCGCGGCCGACAUGUCCAAGGUGCUCCACACGGAGAUCGUCGACGAGCAGGAGAAGCUGGACCAGAUGGUCACCGCCGAGAGCAACACCUUCGGCCUCUUCUCCAGGGAGUUCGCGCGCCGCCACGGCCUCCACCUCGUCGGCACCGCCACCACCUGGUUCCUGCUCGACAUCGCCUUCUACAGCCAGAACCUGUUCCAGAAGGACAUCUUCACGGCCAUCAACUGGAUCCCCAAGGCCAACACCAUGAGCGCGCUCGAGGAGGUGUUCCGCAUCUCCCGCGCGCAGACGCUCAUCGCGCUCUGCGGCACCGUCCCGGGGUACUGGUUCACCGUCGCGCUCAUCGACGUCGUCGGACGAUUCGCCAUCCAGCUGCUCGGAUUCUUCAUGAUGACCGUCUUCAUGCUCGGCCUCGCCAUCCCCUACCACCACUGGACCACCGCCGGCAACCACAUCGGAUUCGUCGUCAUGUACGGCUUCACCUUCUUCUUCGCAAACUUCGGGCCCAACAGCACCACCUUCAUCGUGCCGGCUGAGAUCUUCCCGGCGCGGCUGCGCUCCACCUGCCACGGCAUCUCCGCCGCCUCGGGGAAGGCCGGAGCCAUCAUCGGCGCCUUCGGGUUCCUGUACGCGGCGCAGAACCAGGACAAGAGCAAGGCGGACGCCGGGUACCCCGCGGGCAUCGGCGUGCGCAACUCGCUCUUCGUCCUCGCGGGCUGCAACAUGCUCGGAUUCGUCCUCACUUUCCUCGUGCCGGAGUCCAAGGGCAAGUCGCUGGAGGAGAUGUCAGGUGAGGCUGACGACGCCGAGGAGGAGGCCGUCGGCGCCCGCGCGGUGCGGCCGUCGGAGACCCAGAUGGUAUAGAAUCGAACGCGUUCACACGGGAGCUGGUUCUUCUUCUUCUUCUUCUUCUUCCUGCACCUGCACAUGGGGAGACUUGUGUAGGCGCUUCAGUUCAAUUGUGUUUUUGUUUCUCCAUGUAUGCAAGUCAAGUCGCACCUCUGUUUCGCUGUCCAGGAGUAGUUCGUAUGUGGUGCAGGUGCAUGUGUGUUAUGUACUUAUUAUAGGCGGGAAAGUAAGUGAACUUACACUCGUAUACCCAACCUUUUACUGGUGUGAAAAGUUAUGCUGAAAA
Messenger RNA from Sorghum bicolor (sorghum), 2170 nucleotides. Its product is annotated as probable inorganic phosphate transporter 1-8. The record is from RefSeq and is a predicted model, not a curated record. Gene Ontology annotation, cellular component: membrane. Gene Ontology annotation, biological process: phosphate ion transport; transmembrane transport. Lineage: Eukaryota; Viridiplantae; Streptophyta; Magnoliopsida; Poales; Poaceae. The transcript has a single exon. Bases 274 to 1899 code for a protein of 541 amino acids. Gene Ontology annotation, molecular function: phosphate transmembrane transporter activity.